ACUACUCAACUCUGUGUCUGUCUCUGUUUUAAAGCAUGAAGGCAGUUAUAACAAUUCUUAAUCAAAUGGGCAUGUCUGAUUUCCAUAAACCUUUACAAAAACAAGUGACUAGCCUGCAGGCCAUAGUUUGCCAACACUUGCUCUAGAGCACCCAUUCAUUCAGCGUUUAUUAAUUUAAAACAUAAUGACUGAGUAUGUACACUAUGUCAGACCUCAUAAUUGUUGCUAGGGAUGUAGUUAUGGGGGAAACAGACGAUAUGUUUCUAAUAAUUACACAAUUUCCAUUUGGGUUAAGUGCUGCGAAGGAAGAGAACAACCUGCUAUGUGAGAAAGAUGAAAAUUUAGAUGAGUUUGUCAGGAGAUGUUUUAUUUACAGACAGCAUUUAAACUAAAGACAGGUUAACACCAGCCAGGUGAGGAGUUAGAGGAAGUUUGCCUCAGAAACAGCUUCACGUGGGAAGGAGCUUGUUGUGACGGAGGAGCUAAAGGAAGGGUAUUAUAGCUAGAACAUAGGCAUCUAAGAGGGUAUUUGUCUUGACUUGAAGCCCUGCAGAUAGAUCAGGAGGUAUGGAACCCUAUAGGGCAUAUAAAAGACUUAUUUUAUCCUAAAUGAAAUGGGAAAUUUUCAGGGGCUUAAGCAUUAUCUUAUUGAUGUUUUAAAGGAAAAACCUGUUAAUGUUUGUGGACUACUGAUUACAGGCUAGGCAGACCUUAGCCAUUUUCAUGCAAAAUGAUCUUUGACAUAAGAUAAUUGUGAUUUUACAGAUAAGGAAAAUUAAGUUUAGAGAUGUUAAGUAACUUGUCUAGAGCCACAUAACAUGUAACUAACAGUGGUAGAUGCUACUAUUUAUCAGAAAUAAAAAGUCAACUUGGCAAAGGAGACUUUUAGAGUGAGUGGCCAAAAAGGUCAGAGGGAUACAGGUGAACGUUGUGAUCACUAAAGUCAAAACAAAAAGUAUUUUAAGAAGGAAAGACUGGUGAGUUUUUCUAAUGUAGCUAGAGAAUUCAUGCCGGUAUUUACAAGACUUUAUUUCUUAACAUAAUAGUAGUGUAGAUUAUGUGUUAUAAUAGAGUCGUUUAUAAAAUGACAUGACUCUAUCUUUUGUAGCUGAGAGUGAAGCAAAAGUAAAAACCAAAGUUCGCUUUGAAGAACUGCUUAAGACUCACAGUGACCUAACGCGUGAGAAGAAAAAACUGAAGAAAAAACUUGUCAAGUGUGGAGAAAACAUCUCACCUGACACUAUUAGAAGCAAUCCUCACUAUAUUAAAGAAACUACAAGUGAUGAUCCUGACACUGUUAGAAGCAAUCUUCCCCAUAUUAAAGAAACUACAAGUGAUGAUGUAAGUGCUACUAACACUAACAACCUGAAGAAGACCAUGAGAGUUGCUAAAAACAAAUCGAGGAACACACAGUCAGCAACUGAAAAUCCUAAUGAUGAUGUUAGUGUAGAGGAAGACAAACAAGGAAAGCCAAAUAAAAAGGUGGUAAAGACGGUGCCCCAGUUGACUACACAAGACAUGAAACCGGAAACUCCUGAAAAGGAAGUUGAUUCUACACACCAGAAAGCGCAUACAAAGCCACAGCCAGGCAUUGAUCAUCAGAAAAGUGAGAAGGCAAAUGAGGGAAGAGAAGAGAAUGAUUUAGAAGAGGACGAAGAACUGAUGCAAGCAUAUCAGCGCCAUGUAACUGAAGAAAUGGCAAAGGAGAUUAAGAAGAAAAUAAGAAAAAAACUGAAAGAACAGUUGACUUACUUUCCCUCAGAUACUUUAUUCCAUGACGACAAAUCAAUCAGUGAAAAAAGGAAAAAGAAAAAGAAAGUUCCAGUCUUCUCUAAAGCUGAAACAAGUACAUUGACCAUCUCUGGUGACACAGUUGAAGGUGAACAAAAGAAGGAAUCUUCAGUUAGACCAGUUUCUUCAGAUUCUCAUCAAGAUGGCGAAAUAAGCUCAGUGGAACAAAACACAGAAGGCAGCAUGCAAGAUGACACAAAACCUAAACCAAAAAAACCAAAAAAGAAGGCUAAAGCAGGUUUGUUAUACAAAUUAAGUGAAAAAUUUAUCUUUUUUUUGUACAGUGAACGGCCUGUUUCAUCUUACUAUGAAAAAGAGAAUGUGGAUUAUAUUCUUCCUAUUAUGACCCAGCCAUAUGAUUUUAAACAGUUAAAAUCAAGACUUCCAGAGUGGGAAGAACAAAUUAUAUUUAAUGAAAAUUUUCCCUAUUUGCUUCGAGACUCUGAUGAGAGUCCUAAAGUCAUCCUGUUCUUUGAGAUUCUUGAUUUCUUAAGCAUGGAUGAAAUUAAGAAUAAUUCUGAGGUUCAAAACCAAGAAUGUGGCUUUCGGAAAAUUGCCUGGGCAUUUCUUAAGCUUCUGGGAGCCAAUGGAAAUGCAAACAUCAACUCAAAACUUCGUUUGCAGCUGUAUUACCCACCUACUAAGCCUCGAUCCCAAUUAAAUGUUGUUGAGGUGUUUGAAUGGUGGUCAAAAUGUCCAAGAAAUCAUUACCCAUCAACACUGUAUGUAACUGUAAGAGGACUGAAAGUUCCAGACUGUAUAAAGCCAUCUUACCGCUCUAUGAUGGCUCUUCAGGAGGAAAAAGGUAAACCAGUGCAUUGUGAACAUCACCAUGAGUCAAGCUCAAUAGACACAGAACCUGGAUUAGAAGAGUCAAAGGAAGUAAUAAAGUGGAAACGACUCCCUGGGCAGGCUUGCCGUAUCCCAAACAAACACCUCUUCUCACUAAACGCAGGAGAGCGAGGAUGUUUUUGUCUUGAUUUCUCCCACAAUGGAAGGAUAUUAGCAGCAGCUUGUGCCAGCCGGGAUGGAUAUCCAAUUAUUUUAUAUGAAAUUCCUUCUGGACGUUUCAUGAGAGAAUUGUGUGGCCACCUCAAUAUCAUUUAUGAUCUUUCCUGGUCAAAAGAUGAUCGCUACAUCCUUACUUCAUCAUCUGAUGGCACUGCCAGGAUAUGGAAAAAUGAAAUAAACAAUACAAAUACUUUCAAAGUUUUACCUCAUCCUUCUUUUGUUUACACGGCUAAAUUCCAUCCAGCUGUAAGAGAGCUGGUAGUUACAGGAUGCUAUGAUUCCAUGAUACGGAUAUGGAAAGUUGAGAUGAGAGAGGAUUCUGCCAUGUUGGUCCGACAGUUUGACGUUCACAAAAGUUUUAUCAACUCACUUUGUUUUGAUACUGAAGGUCAUCAUAUGUAUUCAGGAGACUGUACAGGGGUGAUUGUUGUUUGGAAUACCUAUGUCAAGGUUAAUGAUUUGGAACAUUCAGUGUGCCACUGGACUAUAAAUAAGGAAAUUAAAGAAACUGAGUUUAAGGGGAUUCCAAUAAGUUAUUUGGAGGUUCAUCCCAAUGGAAAACGUUUGUUAAUUCAUACCAAAGACAGUACUUUGAGAAUUAUGGAUCUCCGGAUAUUAGUAGCAAGGAAAUUUGUAGGAGCAGCAAAUUAUCGGGAGAAGAUUCAUAGUACUUUGACUCCAUGUGGGACUUUUCUGUUUGCUGGAAGUGAGGAUGGUAUAGUGUAUGUUUGGAACCCAGAAACAGGAGAACAAGUAGCCAUGUAUUCUGACUUGCCGUUCAAGUCACCUGUUCGAGACAUUUCUUAUCAUCCAUUUGAAAAUAUGGUUGCAUUCUGUGCAUUUGGGCAAAAUGAGCCAAUUCUUCUGUAUAUUUAUGAUUUCCACGUUGCCCAGCAGGAGGCUGAAAUGUUCAAACGCUACAAUGGAACAUUUCCAUUACCUGGAAUACACCAAAGUCAAGAUGCCCUGUGUACAUGUCCAAAACUACCCCAUCAAGGCUCUUUUCAGAUUGAUGAAUUUGUCCACGCUGAAAAUUCUUCAACAAAGAUGCAUCUAGUAAAACAGAGACUUGAAACUGUCACAGAGGUGAUACGAUCCUGUGCUGCAAAAGUCAACAAAAAUCUCUCAUUUACUUCACCACCAGCAGUCUCCUCACAACAGUCUAAGUUAAAGCAGUCAAACAUGCUGACCGCUCAAGAGAUUCUACAUCAGUUUGGUUUCACUCAGACCGGGAUUAUCAGCAUAGGAAGAAAGCCUUGUAACCAUCAGGUAGAUACAGCACCAACGGUAGUGGCUCUUUAUGACUACACAGCGAAUCGAUCAGAUGAACUAACCAUCCAUCGUGGAGACAUUAUCCGAGUGUUUUUCAAAGAUAAUGAAGACUGGUGGUAUGGCAGCAUAGGAAAGGGACAGGAAGGUUAUUUUCCAGCUAAUCAUGUGGCUAGUGAAACACUGUAUCAAGAACUGCCUCCUGAGAUAAAGGAGCGAUCCCCGCCUUUAAGCCCUGAGGAAAAAACUAAAAUAGAAAAGUCUCCAGCUCCUCAAAAGGUAAAUGUUUUUAAGAAUAUGUCUCAGGAGUUCAAGACUGGCCUGGGCAACAUGUCACAUUCUGAAAUGAGCAAAGAACAGAGCCAUGAGGACCAAGGACACAUAAUGGAAACACAGGUGAGGAAGAACGAGCAAGCAGGCCAAAAAGUCACUCUAAUGGAGUAAAGAAUUGAAGAAAAGUGAAGAGAUGCCCAAAUGCACAGAGGUGAAAAUGACAGAUUAAACCAAAUGGAAUUUCUCUUCAGAGUUCAGAAUUUUCACAUACUAAGGAGGAAGAAAGGAUCCACUACUUCUUGUUCUUAUGAAUGACUCUAGAAAAAUCAGAAUCAAGUUGUGGGCGGAAAAAUCAAUGUGACCUUUGAGCUCAAUUGUUAUAAACCAUUGCGAUUGUUGUUGGUCCAAGUAUCGGUACUUAUAUUGGUAGUAAUUGCAUCAUAGUUACAUUACCAGUGUUGGAAAACUCAUGAAGAAAACACUGUAAUUGCUACUCAGCAAAUGUGAAUAAAAGGUGUUUGCAUUAUUA
Molecule: messenger RNA, 4873 nt
Organism: Mandrillus leucophaeus (drill)
Lineage: Eukaryota; Metazoa; Chordata; Mammalia; Primates; Cercopithecidae
Gene: AHI1
Product: Abelson helper integration site 1
Exons: 25
Coding region: 1090-4515 (1141 amino acids)
Biological process (GO): motile cilium assembly
Cellular component (GO): ciliary basal body
Molecular function (GO): protein binding
Source: RefSeq, a predicted model, not a curated record